This is a messenger RNA of Lineus longissimus, 2781 nucleotides long. RefSeq lists its product as uncharacterized. The coding region runs from base 142 to 2781 and encodes 879 amino acids. The record is from RefSeq and is a predicted model, not a curated record. Lineage: Eukaryota; Metazoa; Nemertea; Pilidiophora; Heteronemertea; Lineidae. The transcript is spliced from 17 exons. Gene Ontology annotation, molecular function: protein kinase activity; ATP binding. Gene Ontology annotation, biological process: protein phosphorylation.
UAAAAAACAAGAUGGAAGCCAAACUUUGACAGAAUCUCUAGGACACUGCUGACGUGAGCAUGCAACUGUGAUGACCUGACACUUGUGCCGUCCUUAACAAACAAAGCAAAAGCCAAGUCCUGGAACGCCGUUGUCAUCAACAUGGCAGACUCCAGGGAUGUUACAGGUGGGCCUGGACCACCAGAGCAAUCCCAGAAUAGAUCAAAAGAGAAGAAGCGAAGACAUGGGCAUUCCAGUGGUUCCAGAGUUAACGUCAAAGACGGUGAAAGUGGGUAUUCAGAAAAUCGAGGAAAAACGGAGCGGGUGAAAUCAAAGGAGGCGGGGAGUGAGCCGAUUUCAAAGUGCGAGAAAGCGGUGGAUUCAGUCGGUAGUGGUGAGAAGAAAGGUCGGACUCGGAGGAAUCCUGAGGAGGAGGUGCCAAGGAAUGGGGCGGGUGACUGCACGAGUGGUGAUCAGGACGUGGACAAUGCCCGCGACGAAACGACUCAGGAACACGAGAGACUCGGUCGGGAAGCGGAGGCGGACCGACGCACGAAUAUAUCCGCACAGGGAGAGAUUGAACGGCAGAACAGCGCGGAUCGUAAGAGUGGCAAUAAUCCGACGAAUACGGAACACGGAAAAAAUAAGUCUGAGCCGGACUCGGAAAAUAUUGGCAAAGAGCGUCCUGUAAGCGGACAGACUGCGGCGAGAAAUCAGAAAGAAAAGUUAGUCAAGGAACACACAAGGAGUUAUUCUGAUGGCGGGGCGGUGUUUGUGAGCCCACGUCGUCAGCGCAGCGAUUCCAACGGACAGCAUAGCGAUCAGGGCAUUUAUGAUAAUGAGCAUGCCGAGGUUGUGUUAUCGCGAUCGCGGUCGCUGAAGUACGAUCGUCAGGGAAGCCGCGCCGAUUUUCCACCGCGGUUACUGGUGGUUUCGAGUAAGAUAAAGAACAUUAUGUCUCUACAGAAUGCCCUACUGCCUCAAGUGACGUUUUUGCAAUAUAAGUUCGAGACAUCGACUUUUGAUGGUUUGAUAGGUUUAAUAGGCCAAUUCCUGCUCAAUAAGAAGUUUCACAGUGUUGCCUUAGUUCUCCAUGGCCCGGUGGGCGUGAUACAGUUGUGUGGGAAAGAGGAAAAGCCGCUCAAUAAAGAUACCGUCCUUGACCACGCAGGUAUUCGUGGCUUCUUCUCCAAACUCUUCAGUCUCCAUGGCAACAAGGAGGCAGCGAACCUCCGCCUCGACUUCUUGGCAUGUAACGCCGCUCAGGGACAAGAUGGCGGACAGGGCAUCGUCAAGGAGCUGGAGGCUCUUCUGGGGGUGUCGGUUGGUUUGUCUCGAGACAUUGUCGGAGCAGAGCUGGUCAAAGACCCGUCCUCAAAAAGUACGGUUGGGGAGCUCUACUUCCGUCUUGAGUGUCUCCGUGGAUGGAGUGGACAUUACCAGCAGUCGAUGGCCGGCUUUGAGAAGAUCAGAACCGUUGGGAAAGGGGCAUAUGGCGCGGCCGUCCUCUACCGGAAACGUGACGAUGACUCCCUGGUCAUACUCAAAGAAGUCAACAUGCAUGACUUGAAUGCAGCAGAGAGACAACUAGCUCUUAACGAGGUGAAAGUUCUCGCCGUCUUAGACCACCCGAACAUCAUCAGUUAUUACGAUAGUUUUGAAGAAGACAGCGUCCUGAUGAUUGAAAUGGAGUAUGCAAAUGGAGGGACGCUAGCUCAAUACCUCUCUCAUAGGGACGCUCCACUGGACAAAAAGGAAAUACUAGAAAUCUUCCAACAGAUGGUGGCCGCCAUUCGUCACAUUCACGAACAUAACAUACUACACAGGGAUAUGAAAACGGCCAACAUCUUCCUGACAAAAGAGGGCGUUGUUAAAGUCGGCGACUUUGGAAUCUCAAAGAUAAUGUCAACAACUGAUAAAGGAGCGAAUACAGUGCUUGGAACGCCUUAUUAUAUCAGCCCUGAAAUGUGCGAAGGCAAGGAGUACAAUGAUAAGUCAGACAUCUGGGCACUCGGCUGCAUUCUGUAUGAAAUGGCUUGUUUACAGAAGACGUUCGAGGGAUCGAAUCUGCCCGCCUUGGUCAAUAAAAUUAUGAAGGGCCAGUUCGCCCCAGUGAAAGGAAACUAUUCAGAAGAUUUCAAAAACCUGAUAAAGGACAUGUUAGAACAUGAGCCUGAAUACCGACCGUCUGCCAAUGAGCUCAUGUAUCGACGGUUACCAGAGAGGCAGGCUGCAUCUGAAAGACCUCGUCCCCAAUCACGACCUCGCAUCCGACUUCAACUUCAUCGAAGUCGAAGAUCAAGAAGUGAUACCAGAAUUGAAGCACCAUUACAAGACAAUGGGCGUAGUGGGCCUGAAUUACCGGUAGACGAUUUCCUUCCUGAUCUUGGUGGAGAUGUUGAUGCACCUGAUUCUGAGGUGUCCACUCGGGCAUCUAGUCGCCAGGAAAGCUCUAUCCCCACUGCUACGACUUCUGGUCAGACAUCUAGAUCUAGACGUCAAGCAAGCUCCCUCUUCACUGAUACUAAUAGUUCAACCAUGGACCUUGCUGCUAGCACUCCAGCUGGAGGCGAAGUAGUGCACCAUCCAAGAACAGCAACAGAAAACAUUCGUGUUAUUCAAGAUAUGGAAUAUAUGGAAAGUAUGAUUGUAGAUGGUGAAAAGCUGACAGAAAAGAGGCUUGCAGAACUGGGCCCAGAACCAGAUGAGGAGGGAUGUAUCCAGGUGAAAUUUGUGUGCCCUGAAACGAAUUUAAAGAGGCGAUUCCGGGAAACGGAUACUGUCCUAUUGCCUUAUUCAUGA